Messenger RNA from Sebastes umbrosus (honeycomb rockfish), 5048 nucleotides. RefSeq names its product transcription factor binding to IGHM enhancer 3a (gene tfe3a). The record is from RefSeq and is a predicted model, not a curated record. Gene Ontology annotation, biological process: regulation of transcription by RNA polymerase II. NCBI's taxonomy places the organism in Eukaryota, Metazoa, Chordata, Actinopteri, Perciformes, Sebastidae. Gene Ontology annotation, cellular component: nucleus. Bases 453 to 1985 code for a protein of 510 amino acids. The transcript has 11 exons. Gene Ontology annotation, molecular function: DNA-binding transcription factor activity, RNA polymerase II-specific; RNA polymerase II cis-regulatory region sequence-specific DNA binding; protein dimerization activity.
AGUUAAUUUAAGUUCAAUAUAAAUGUAUCAUUUUUUAUUAUUUAUAUUCUUGUUAUGGAAAUAUUUAAAAUUAAGAAGAACUAAAAAUGUCACUUUUAUCCUCCAAGUUGUGCAACACAGUCUGGUUGAGCUGUCUGAUCUGUGUGGUGUAUAUCUAUGUCCACAGCUGCUCCUUGCACUUGAACUCUGUCUGUCUGUCUGUCUGUCUGUCUCUCUACCUGUGUGUCUGUCUGUAGUUCGGUCUGUACUUCGGUCUGUAGUUCGGUGUCAGACUGCCCUGGUGCCGCUCAGUUUAGCAGCCGUGAGGAGGACUCGAACCUACGACCAGAGUUUGUUUAACAUGCUGCUGUGAUUCCACUCUGAGACUUUGAUCCUGCGGUGGCUGCUGGGUAAUAAAGCUUCUCUCUGAGCUGCUCAGUUUGUUCGUUAAAACGCCUCUUGUCUCUGGAGAAAUGUCGGCUGUCAGCUCGAACCAGAUCCAGAACCGAACUGGAGCCGGUCCAGAGCUCCAGGAGGAGGAGACCGGCGGGAUCCUGCAGCCGCAGACCGUGUUUGUCAUCCUGGACUCGGCUGAAACACUCAACCUGGUCCGGGUGGAGUCUGGUAUUGUCGCUGACAUCGAGGUCGACAAUCUGCUGCCGUCUGACGUCGACACCUUCUAUGAGAUCAAGAGUCAGCCAAUCGGCAUCAGUACAUCAGCAGCAGCUUCCUCUUCUCCCUCCUCUUCAUCCUCACUGCCGUCAGCCAUGUUUUCCAGGGUUUUGAUGCGUCAGGAUCUGAUGCGUCAGCAGGCUCUGGAGGAGGAGCAGAAGGAGGCGCAGCAGCAGCAGCUCCUCCGCUUGACUGACUCAUCCUCCCCCAUCUCUGUCUCAGUGUCUUCCUCCUGCAGACCUCCUGCUCAGGUCCCUGUGGAGGUGCUCAAGGUGCAGACUCACCUGGAGAACCCCACCAGGUAUCACAUCCAGCAGGCUCAGAGGCAGCAGGUGCGUCAGUAUCUCUCCGGCACCAAGACAGCCAAUCAGGAGCCAGCUGGACUGUCGCCAGGCCCCUCCCCCCACCUGAGCUCCGCCCCCAAACUGCAGCCUGCAGACUUCAUCCACAAAAGCCAGAUGGAAGAGACAGUCAUCGAUGACAUCAUCAGCCUGGAAUCAAGCCUGAAUGAUGAGUAUCUGACAUUGAUCGACUCUGGACUGCAGCUCGCCAAUACGCUGCCGGUGUCGGGGAACAUGCUCGACGUGUACGGCGGUGGCGGAGGAAUGGCCACGCCCACCAUCACCAUUAGCAACAGUUGCCCGGCCGACCUGCACGCCAUCAAGAGGGAGGGGAACGAGGUGGAGACCAAAGCUUUUAUCAAAGAAAGAAUAAAGAAAGACAACCACAACCUCAUCGAGAGGAGGAGGAGGUUCAACAUCAACGAUCGGAUCAAAGAACUCGGAGGUCUCAUCCCCAAAUCCAGCGACCCGGAAUCAAGGUGGAACAAAGGAACCAUCCUGAAGGCGUCGGUUGAUUACAUCCGCAAACUGCAGAAAGAGCAAAACAGAGCCCGAGAGAUGGAGGAGAGACAGCGGAGGCUGGAGAACACCAACCACUCACUGCUGCUCCGCAUACAGGAGUUGGAGGUUCAGGCUAGCCUCCACAGCCUCUCUUCCUCCUCCUCCACCUCCUCCUCUCUGGACCCCCCGGCCCUGCUCUCCCCCCCGCCGCUUCACCCCUUCUCCUCCUCCUCCCCCUCGUCCUCCCUGGUGACCCCCUGCCUGGGUCUGGACGCCCUGAGCUUCGUGGAGCUGGAUGAGCCUCAGGGAGCCUCCGCCGUCUUCUCCCCAGACCUGAUGUCCGAUGUGGGGCUGACGGAGCUCCACAGCCUGGGAGACAUCCUGAUGGAGGAGCGGGGAGGAGCGGUGAUGUCCGACCCCCUGCUGUCCUGCGGAGCCUCAAAGACCAGCAGCAGGAGGAGCAGCUUCAGUAUGGACGAGGACUUCUGUUGACAUCAUCACACACGCAACCAUCCCAUUGGCCAGAGCUGGAGGCAGGAUGCCGCCGUGUGAGACUGACAAUUGAGUUCAGUGUUGUCUCAUCCUGUAAACGACAGACCGAGCAGACCAGAAGCCGAUUGGCUGAUAAUGAACAAACUCCCAGCUGAUUGGCUGGUAGAGGCUCCAGGUGUCUGCAGGUGAUCAAUAACUAAAAAGUGGUUUAAAGUCCGAAAUUCAGAUUAGAAAAUUGAGAAAAACAAAAUGUUUAACACAAACUGAACUCAUUAAUGAUUAAAUAUGUUUAAAUUAUGAGAUACUAAUUCAAAAUUUUGAAUUAGUGUCUCAUAAUCUUGCUUUAAAUCAGUGAAUCAGCCCAUUUGAACUGUUAAAACCUGCCCUCCUGACCAUGCCCCCCAUCAGUGAUGUCACAGCAGGUGUUUCACCUGCAGCAGAAUCAGAUGAUUCUCAGUCAAAAACCCCAAAGAACAAAUGAGAUGUUUGAUAGUGAAAUGAUUCAUCGGCCACCUGUUGUGACCAGUUUUAACCAGCAGGUGGCAGCAGAGACACGGCGGUCUUUGUACGGGUGUGAACUCACCUGUGACUCUGCUGCUGUUCUCAGGCCUGUAAAUAUGAACACAUGGAUCUAUAAUCACUGUGUGCUGGAAACAAACACAGAGGAGAUGUUUGAGUGGAAGAAUCUGAUCAUUAUUGAUGAUUAUUGCUCUUUUGUUACAGUAUGUGCUUUACUUUGUGUUGGAUAUGUGAACUUCAGAGGAAACAGAAGGGAAACUGUAACGCAGCAUCACUUAAACUAGAGGACCCCUUCAAGAUAGAGAAUAUAACAGAGACCCCUUAAAGAUAGAGAAUAUACCAGAGACCCCUUAAAAAUAGAGAUUACAACAGAGACCCCUUAAAGAUAGAGAUUAUAACAGAGACCCCUUAAAGAUAGAGAAUAUAACAGAGACCCCUUAAAGAUAGAGAAUAUACCAGAGACUCCUUAAAGAUAGAGAAUAUACCAGAGACCCCUUAAAGAUAGAGAUUAUAACAGAGACCCCUUAAAAAUAGAGAUUACAACAGAGACCCCUUAAAGAUAGAGAUUAUAACAGAGACCCCUUAAAGAUAGAGAAUAUAACAGAGACCCCUUAAAGAUAGAGAAUAUACCAGAGACCCUUUAAAGAUAGAGAAUAUUCACUUUAUGCUGGUGGAAACUGUUGGGAUUAUACACGCUGUACAGAGCCAGAAACAGGGUACGAUAACGAAAAUGGAAAAAAAGUGUGAAAAUUAGCCAUAAAUCAGGAGAAAUACGGGACAAUUGUGACCCCGGGAGUCUCCUGGAAAAAUAACGAGGCUUGGCAAGUAUGAGCUAGAUAGUUAUCCAUCGCCAAAUUUCUAGCUAUAAAUAGCUAUGAUUGGUGGUGCUUGAUUUAAUGUAACUUUAUUAUUAUUAUAUUUUUUAGUAGCCAAUGGUUAACCCUGCAGUGUGGACCUGUGUCUACUCCCUCUAGCAGUGAGAGUAAUCACUAAAACACUGUUGACGUGUGCUUUUAUACGUUGACCAGCUGGUCUCACACAGCCAGCAGCUCCUCACAGCUCCUAAAACAUCGACGCAAAUUCACACAUUUAUUUUGUUAAACUGAUCCCUUAUUGGAAAUCUAGUUACUUUCUCACCUGAAAAACACAUAAAAACUUAAUAGCAUCUUUUUUUAAGGCUUAAAAACAGCUUUUUGGCAAGUAAAAGAUAAUAACCAUGAAUGUAUUAACAAGGGUGCGACGGGUUACGCUAAGCUAAAUAAUGGCACUCAAGAUGACGCAAUGCAGAAGCACCGUAGUUCAGACAAAGAAUAAGGUGAAUACGGUGAAUACGGUGACCCCCUCAUGUAUGUCCCUUGGAAUAAUGUGACCUAGCCUAUUUUUUACACUUCUAUAGUCUAUAGUAGAGUAUACUAUAAUAUAGUUAUGUGAAAGAACAACACAAGAGAAAUGUAGAAAGAUAUUAGUGUUAAACAAGAGAUAUAGAUUUGUUAGAUUAGAACGUAAUCUAUGAACUAUUUUAGAUUUAAAAAUUUAAAUAUUAUUCGUUGAACUAUGAAACUUUUUGUAAAAAGAAAUAUAUACAAAUUUUUAUAUAAAAAUAUUUUAAAUUAAUGAAAACGUUUCACCAGACCGGCAGUGUUAGCUAGAUUUAGCUACUUCUCAGACCCUCUUAGCGACUUUAUUUAAAAAAAAGUCACUAGCGACAAAUUUAGCGACUUAUCCACAUCAGGGAAAAAUAUUGAAAUAUAUUAUUUUAUAAUUCAUUCCCAUGUAUGCUGCUCAGAGUAAUCAACAGCGCCGGGUCUCUCCUCUCCUCUGGCGCUGUAAUGAUAGCUACUUUCAUUGGAAAAGAGUUUGCAGCACUGAGCUAAGUUAAAAACGUAAACUUUUAGGUAUCAUGACAUACAUACAGGUACAUACAUGAACUCUGACCUCUGCAUUUAAGCAAUCAUUAGGAGCAGUGAGUUGCUGUAAAGCGCAACUUAUGGGGUUCAGUGUAUUGCUCAAGGACACUUUGAUAUGCAGACAGUAGGAGCCGGGGAUUGAACUGGCAAACAAUUUGUUCACUUCCUCUUUAGUUGACUGUGUGAAAGUUUGUAGAUCCCAAUGAGCUAGCAGCGAGCCAACAGACCUAAGUUAGCUAGCUGUUAGCUGUAGCUGUGUUAUAAUCUGGGAUUCAGACAGCAAACUCAUGAGGCAGCAUGUCUUCUAAUAAGAUGCAUCAGGACAUUGUUGAAUGAGUCCUGCAUCAGAACAAAGCAAAACUGUAAGUGAGUUAGCAUAGCUACCAACUCUGUAGUUGAUUUUGUCAGAUAAAUAUGAAGCAGGUCGUUCACUCAGCUGUUAUCAGAUUCUUCAUAAAGGGAAUUUUGUUCGUCUUUUUUUAUUGAUGUUAUUCUGAUUUAUAUUUGUGUUUACAAACAUCCAGUUUAUUGUUUAUGUGGAGUAUGUAGUCUGAAUAUGAUCUGUUUAGAUUUAGCAUCAUGUUUGUUUUUAUAAAUUCAAACUUUUAUAUAGAAAUAAAGUCAUUUAAGAAAAAUA